GUAAACAUGCAGAUCAUCCGUCAGACUCGUGCUGCUCCUCCCUCUGCAGUGGGAUCAGCAGCAGAGCAGCCGCUCAGCCAAUGGGAAAGUAGGAGUGCUGAAUGGAGCGCUCUGAUUGUUGGAGGCGUGCUGAGCAGACUGGGCAUGAUUAAAGGGUGGCCACCACAUGCACAGCCACAAUAAUCUGCUUCAUCUCCAGACUGACAUCUAUCUUGAGUUGACACAGAUUUUAAGGAUUGAGAAAUGUCUCCAGUUUCAGUCUCCACCAACAGGGUCGUUCCAGGACCGCAGGAGCCGGAGGAGAAGACCUACCAUCCAUCCGAUGGCCUGUUCACUGAUGCACACGUGCCAGACUUUGAUGCAUAUCUUGCUUUAUACAAAAAGUCUACAGAAGAGCCUGAAGAGUUCUGGGCUGAUGUUGCUCAAGAGUUUUACUGGAAGAAGCCUCCGUCAGGCCCGAUGCUGCAGUAUAACUUUGAUGUCAACAAGGGGAACAUUUACAUCAAGUUUAUGGAGGGAGCAAAAACCAACAUCUGCUACAACAUCCUUGACCGAAAUGUGCAUGAGAGGAACCUAGGAGAGAAAGUGGCUUACUACUGGGAGGGAAACUCACCUGAUCAUCACCAGAACAUCACCUACAACCAGCUGUUGAGAAACGUGUGCCGAUGUGCCAAUGCAUUGAAGCUGUUGGGUGUGAAGAAAGGAGACAGAGUCGCCAUCUACUUACCCAUGAUUCCAGAGCUGGUGUACACGAUGCUGGCCUGUGCGAGAAUCGGAGCUGUUCACUCGAUAGUGUUUGCAGGUUUCUCAUCUGAGUCUCUGUGCGAGAGGAUCAUGGAUGCUCAGUGCAACAUCCUGGUAACAGCAGAUGGUGUUUACAGAGGUGACAAGCUGAUCAAUCUGAAGAAGAUUGCGUCUGAAGCUCUGGAGCGCUGUAAGGAGAGCAUGGCCUCGUGUGUUCAGAAGUGUGUGGUGGUCAAACAUCAUGCCUUCAGAACAAACACUGAUGCUUCCAACAAACUACAGGUUGGUCAAACGGUCAAGUUGUAUGGACUACUUACAGUAUAUGAUGGUUUUCUAGCAGGAAAAAAUUUAAAUAGAGCAAAUGUAAAAUUCUCUUAUAUCCAGCACUUAAAUGGGGUCCUUCACACCGUCACUGGAUAUAUGCUCUAUACAUCACUGACCUUCAAAUAUGUUUUCGAUUAUCACCAUGAUGACGUUUACUGGUGCACUGCAGACAUUGGCUGGAUAACAGGCCACUCCUACAUCACGUACGGCCCUUUAGCCAACGGCGCCACCAGCGUGCUGUUUGAAGGUGUGCCGGUGUAUCCUCAUGUGGGCAGACUGUGGGAGAUCAUUGAGAAGUACGGAGUCUCUAAGUUCUACACCGCACCCACUGCUAUACGACUGCUGAUGAAAUACGGGAGAGAACCACUGCAGCGGUAUGAUCUGUCCAGUUUGUGUGUGUUGGGUACGGUUGGAGAACCCAUAAACCCAGAGGCUUGGCUUUGGUAUUAUGAUGUUGUGGGUCAGCAGCGCUGUCCGGUUAUUGACACCUUCUGGCAAACAGAGACGGGUGGCCAUGUUUUGACUCCACUUCCAGCUGCUACACCACUGAAGCCUGGAUCUGCUACGUGCCCAUUUUUUGGAGUCCAGCCUGCCAUUCUCAAUGAACAUGGAGAAGAACUAGAGGGCGAGGCGGAGGGAUACCUGGUUUUCCGGAAGCCCUGGCCAGGAAUCAUGAGGGGUGUGUACGGGAAUCAGGAACGCUUUGAAAGCACCUACUUCAGAAAAUUCCCAGGAUUCUAUGUGACAGGAGAUGGCUGCAGGCGAGACCAGGACGGAUAUUACUGGAUCACCGGCCGGAUCGAUGACAUGCUGAACGUCUCUGGUCAUUUGUUGAGCACAGCAGAGGUGGAGGCGGCUCUGACCGAACACCCGUCGGUGGCUGAAGCUGCGGUGGUCAGUCAGCCUCAUGCAGUGAAGGGAGAGUGUCUGUACUGCUUCGUCACUCUGAAAGACCACAAAGAGUUCAACCGCACGCUGAUGGAGGAACUAAAGAGAAAAGUGAGGGAGAAGAUCGGACCAAUCGCCACCCCAGAUUUCAUCCAGAACGCUCCAGGGCUUCCCAAAACCCGUUCAGGUAAGAUCAUGCGAAGAGUUCUGCGACAAAUCGCCCGCAAUGAAAAAGACCUGGGUGACCUUUCGACCCUGGCUGACCCCAAGGUCGUGGAGGUGCUGUUCAGCCAAAGAUGUGAGGCGGCAGCGUAAAAUCAGCUAUGAUCUAUCCCUUUUGAUGCCUCUGUGUGUCACCUUGUGUGUGGUAAGGACUUUGGGUUUGGGUUAGAACAGGCUCUGGUUCUCCUAGAUCACAUCGAAUGGGGUGUAACUCCUUUCGUGAAUCAGGUAAAACAAACAACAAUCACUAAAUGAAGUGUUUUUAAUGAAACCUCACCUCUGGACUCUAAACUUCUCACUUCAGUCAGAGUUUCAUUGAUUUUUUUUUUCUGUUCUGUCAGGGGAUAUAUUAUGUAAAUAUUUUUGGUUUGUUUGUGAUGUUUUUCAGUGCCACAAAAAUGUAUUUAUUACCUUUGCUUUUAAUUGCAUCCAUAAUUGCAGUUUCUCUCACUAAAUUAUUUCAUAUCAUUUAAACAAUUUUUAUAGUAGACAACAGGAGAAUAAAAUCACUUCGUUAUUUCAUUUCUCAAAAGAGAUCAGCAAUAUUAGAAAUGUUCGUUUUGAACUUUGAACCUUGCAGGCUUGACUAUGUUUUUUUUCUUCCAAUUUUAUUUGAUAUUAAACAAUUGUUAGAGAAAUGUGCAAUUUUUUUCAUGGCGUCUUGUCCUGGAUGAAUAAGCUUUUACAAAACCAGUUGUUAAUGCUACUUUGACAGAAAUAUUAGUUCCAAGUAGUUUAACAGUAAUAAUUGCACUUUUCUGUUUUUUGUUUUUAUGAAAUAAAGCAUAUAUCUCUUA
Molecule: messenger RNA, 2975 nt
Organism: Sinocyclocheilus anshuiensis
Lineage: Eukaryota; Metazoa; Chordata; Actinopteri; Cypriniformes; Cyprinidae
Product: acetyl-coenzyme A synthetase, cytoplasmic-like
Exons: 17
Coding region: 244-2271 (675 amino acids)
Molecular function (GO): acetyl-CoA synthetase activity; AMP binding
Source: RefSeq, a predicted model, not a curated record